AUAAUCCCUACCUCCGCAGGCCAAGGAAGCAGAGGAGAGGAGGAGGAGGAGGCGGUGCGUGCGAUUUAGCUCGAUCGAAAGAGAGACGGCUUCCCGUAGAGUUCAUUCAAUUCAAACGCAACGCCUAAACCCAACCCUUUCUCUUGAUGGGGACUCCAGAGACUUCUCGGGAACCCUGUCCCGAUCGUAUUCUCGAUGACAUCGGCGGCGCUUUCGGCAUGGGAGCUGUUGGCGGCUCCGCCUUUCACUUUCUCAAAGGACUCUAUAACUCUCCCAAGGGAUCGCGGCUCAUCGGCGGCUCCCAAGCCGUUCGCCUCAACGCACCGCGUGUUGGGGGCAGCUUCGCUGUCUGGGGCGGCUUGUUCUCCACUUUUGACUGUACCAUGGUCUAUCUUCGUCAGAAGGAGGACCCCUGGAACUCCAUCAUCGCCGGUGCUGCUACCGGUGGCUUUCUCUCCAUGAGGCAGGGUCUUGGGGCUUCUGCUCGCUCGGCGGCGUUCGGCGGCGUUUUGUUGGCCAUGAUUGAAGGAGCUGGGAUCAUGCUCAACAAGUUCCUCAGCGCACAGCAACAGAUGCCUAUAAUGAUUGAAGAACCUAUGCCUGGGUACCCUAACCCUUCCAAUAAUAGAUUACCGGUCCCAACCGUACCUCAAGAGAUGACGUCGCCGUCUGUGCCUUCGGAUUCGGGUUCGGAAAGUAAAUCAUGGUUCGGGGGAUGGCUUGGUGAAGGCAAGAAGGAUGAACACACCACGAGUGGGGGAAGCGAGACCAAGGUUUUGGAGAGUUUUGAUGCUCCGCCAGUCCCGAAUUUUGAAUAUAAGUGAGCUG
This is a messenger RNA of Neltuma alba, 828 nucleotides long. RefSeq names its product mitochondrial import inner membrane translocase subunit TIM17-2. Lineage: Eukaryota; Viridiplantae; Streptophyta; Magnoliopsida; Fabales; Fabaceae. The coding region runs from base 147 to 824 and encodes 225 amino acids. Gene Ontology annotation, cellular component: TIM23 mitochondrial import inner membrane translocase complex. Gene Ontology annotation, biological process: protein import into mitochondrial matrix. Gene Ontology annotation, molecular function: transmembrane protein transporter activity. The transcript has a single exon. The record is from RefSeq and is a predicted model, not a curated record.